AGCAGCCAGUGCUGCGGCGGCACUCGUCGCCUCCGCCUCCACCGACUCCUGAGGGAAGCCGCCCAGACACUCCGACCGGGAAGAUGGAAGAUGAUGACCCAAAGCAUGUCAUUCAGAUGACAGGAUUUAGGAUGGAAGAAAAGGAAGCUUUAGGCAAAUUGCUCUUAAAACUGAAUUGCACUUUUAUUAAUAGUGAGAAAUACAAAAAUUGUACACAUCUUAUAGCUGAACGCCUGUGCAGGAGUGAAAAAUUUUUAGCAGCUUGUGCAGCAGGAAAGUGGGUACUAACUAAGGAUUACAUAAUUCAUAGUGCCAAAAGUGGCAGAUGGCUUGAUGAAACAACUUACGAAUGGGGAUAUAAAAUUGAAAAAGACUCCCAUUAUUCACCUCAAAUGCAAUCUGCACCUAAAAGAUGGCGCGAAGAACUGAAACGCACUGGUGCUCCAGGAGCCUUUCACAGAUGGAAAGUUGUCCUCCUUGUUAGAGCUGAUAAACGAAGUGAUUCACUUGUAAGAGUUUUGGAGGCUGGGAAGGCGGAUGUUAUUUUGCCAAAAAGUUCACCAAUUGGAAUAACUCAUGUGAUUGCCAGUAAUUCAAGAAUCAAGGAUGAAAAAGAAAAAGAUAAAUUUCAGGCUCCAUUUUAUCCAAUUCAGUAUCUAGGAGAUUUUCUUUUAGAAAAGGAAAUGCAAAAUCAUGAUGAAGAUAUUAAUAUUAGUUCUGUUUUAACUGAAUGUCACAAGAAAGAAAAUUUCAGAGAUUCAAGUAAAGAUUUGAAAUUUGUUGCAAUGAAAAAUACCAUAGAGAGGCACACAUAUGGAAAUCAGAAAGAAGCUAAGGACACUUAUGAAGAUAACCAAAAGAGUUACACUUUGAGAAAAAAACACAAAAAAGAAAAAGAUUCCAGGAAAGACAUCGAAUGUAACAAAAUUAAAAAUACUAUAAGAAACUGCUUAUAUACAGAUCAGAAAGAAGCAAAGAACUCUGACUGUACCAAAAAAGUAAAAACUAAAGGUAUCAGGACUGAUGGAGAAAUAGUGGAAGUAAAAAAUACCUUAAAGAAGCACAUAUAUAAAGCUCAGGCUGUCAGAUACAACUGUAUUAAGAGAGACAAACAACCAGUGUACAAUGUAGAGGUUAAAAAUGCUGAAUUUCCCAGAGGCAUAUUACAUUUGAUCGAAAGCCUUAUAGAAGGACAGUUUUUCAAAGAAGCCAUUGAGGAACUUUCCUCUGUGCAAGCACAUUAUAUUCCCCCCGUGUGCCUUCUUCAUGCUCUUCUAGAGAACAUUCUGCAGGAUAACCUGGACACAUUUUCUGGUCGAUACUUCCAUAUACUGUCAGCUCUUCUUCAGCUACAUCCUCCAUGGAAGUCCUCAGCCAUGUCAAGAUAUUACUUAGAGCUGUUUCAGUGCCCAACUUGUAUGAAAGGAACAUGGUCUCUAGUAGAAGUGCUUAUCAGGUCUUGCCUUUUCAACGAAAAAUUUUGUCACCAAAUUUCAGAAAAUAUUAUUGACUCUAAGGUGUUCCACCUGACACUGCUUAAAUUUUUCUUUAAUUUAGUUGAAAGUGAAGUACAACAUCUUAGUCAAAAAUUAUUUGAAUGGUCAGAUUCUCAAAGUCUGACAAAUACAGGGAAAGCAAUUCUUCUUGAACUCUUUUGGUCAGGAAGUGAGACCUCUGCACUUUUAACCAAACCUGUAAAUAUGCUUUUGGAGUGGACUAUAUAUUCUCACAAGGAAAAGUACAAAUCUAAUGAUGUCUUCAAGCAUGAGCUAGCUUAUUUGUUGACUGGAAUUCUUGGAGCAGCAGUAGAUUAUUGGAUCUUCCUUGGCCUUAAGAUGGGUAGAAAUGUGAUGCGACACAUGUCUGAUGACUUAGGAAGUUACGUUUCCCUUUCAUGCGAUGACUUUUCUUCACAGGAAUUAGAAGUCUUCAUCUGUUCAUUUUCCUCCUCCUGGCUGCAAAUGUUUGUGGCAGAGGCGGUCUUCAAGAAGCUGUGCAUACAGAGCUCCAUCAGCAUUGCUUCUGAGCCCCUCUCGCUUCAGAAAAUGGUAUAUUCCUAUUUGCCAGCAUUGGGGAAAACUGGUAUGCAUGGAGUUGGAAAGAUGCAGGUACCAAGGAAAGUAGGACAGCGGCCUCGCAUUGAAUCUCCGAGGGCCUUGCUGAUGCUGAAUGGUGCUAUACAGAAACAAGUUGAAGGAGUGCCGGAGUUAGCAGAGCGGAAUCUUACUAAAUGUUCCUCAUCAUUAAAAAGAUUGAAAAAGAAGUCAGAAGGAGAAUUGUCAUAUUCUAAGGAGAAUUGCCCCUCUUUAGUUACAAAGAUGAAUUUUCACAAGACUAAUCUAAAAGGAGAAACAGCCCUGCAUAGAGCUUGCAUAAAUAACCAAGUGGAGAAAUUGAUUUUUCUUCUCUCUUUACCAGGAAUAGACAUCAAUGUUAAAGACAAUGCUGGCUGGACGCCUUUGCAUGAAGCUUGUAACUAUGGCAACACAGUGUGUGUCCAGGAAAUUUUGCAACGUUGUCCAGAGGUAGAUCUGCUCACUCAAGUGGACGGGGUGACUCCUUUGCAUGAUGCACUGUCAAACGGACAUGUAGAAAUUGGCAAGCUGCUGCUCCAGCAUGGGGGCCCAGUGCUUUUGCAGCAGAGAAACGCAAUGGGGGAGUUACCCUUGGAUUAUGUGGCAUCGCCUCAAAUCAAGGAGGAGCUCUUUGCUGUUACAAAAAUAGAAGACACCGUGGAGAACUUUCAUGCCCAAACAGAAAAACACUUUCACCACCAGCAACUUGAGUUUGGCUCCUUUUUGCUUAGUAGAAUGCUGCUAAACUUUUGUUCCAUUUUUGAUUUGUCUUCAGAGUUCUUCUUAGCUUUCAAAGGGUUAACUCGUCUCAACGAACUGCUUGUAGCCUGUCAGAGUUAUAAGGAAACCACCAGUGCUCACACUGACUGGUUAUUGGACCUUUAUAGUAGAAAUAUAAAGACAUUGCAGAAGCUCCCCAGUGUUCUUAAGGAACUGCCUGAGAAUUUGAAAGUGUGCCCUGGAGUGCACACUGAGGCCUUACUGGUGACAUUGGAAAUGAUGUGUCGAUCAGUCACAGAGUGUUCAUGAAAAAGCCCCAGAAAUGAGUGCACUUUCUAAACCUGCUCAACUUGAUGUGUCACUUAUUAAGGACUUAAUAGCUUAACAAGCAUGACUUUCUUGUAUUGAUAGACAGUUUCGGAAACCAUGCGAAGUUCGAAAAACCCUUAAAAGAAUGUUGGUAGAACUGCAGCAUGGGGCCUCUGACUUUUUCCAGUGUGUAAAAUUUGAUUCAAAGUAAACAAUGGAUUUGUAUAAGAUGUUCUGCUUUCGUGAAUGUUUAAUUUUCUCUGUUUUUAAAGUGAUAUUUAUUUGUAUUAUACAUGUAAAUCUUUUUUUAAAGAAAUUUAAGUACCCCCCCCACACACACACACACACACAAAAAAGAAAGAAACGCCAGUGUCCUCUCUCCUAAGGUCUAAGUCAUAGAAUCAUGCCAAGGCUAUCCAUGCAGAUGUGCACCUUUUAAACAUGAAGUUACCAUUUCUCUGGUCUACAGCUAUUGGACUAAAUACUCGUUUUAGUUUUGUGUGUUCCUAAAAUAAAUGUUUCUAAAAUUUACAAUAAUAA
This is a messenger RNA of Echinops telfairi (small Madagascar hedgehog), 3644 nucleotides long. It is a transcript of the gene SLF1, whose product is annotated as SMC5-SMC6 complex localization factor 1. The transcript has 20 exons. The record is from RefSeq and is a predicted model, not a curated record. Lineage: Eukaryota; Metazoa; Chordata; Mammalia; Afrosoricida; Tenrecidae. Gene Ontology annotation, biological process: positive regulation of double-strand break repair. Bases 84 to 3104 code for a protein of 1006 amino acids. Gene Ontology annotation, molecular function: protein binding.